This is a messenger RNA of Anopheles nili, 2076 nucleotides long. Its product is annotated as lysosome membrane protein 2-like. The coding region runs from base 138 to 1730 and encodes 530 amino acids. NCBI's taxonomy places the organism in Eukaryota, Metazoa, Arthropoda, Insecta, Diptera, Culicidae. The record is from RefSeq and is a predicted model, not a curated record. Gene Ontology annotation, molecular function: scavenger receptor activity. Gene Ontology annotation, cellular component: cytoplasm; membrane. The transcript is spliced from 6 exons.
GUGAUAAUAAGCUGCUCUUGGGGUUUCAUUGAUUAAGGGCACAAUAGGAGGGAAGUUCUCUCAGCAUUCACACUGUAGCUGAUUUGCUCUUAUGGUACGCUGCACCGGAACGACGCGGACAGCGAUUGAACGCCAACAUGCCCGAAAUGGUUGCUUUGAAUAGCCCCGAAACGGUCAUUCCGACCACUUCCGAGAUUGAUACACGGAAGCCGCUGAAGAAGAGAACCAGUGCCCUAAAUACGCUCUUUUACUAUCUCGGCCUGGAACAGCGAUCCAGUGGAGCUGCCAAAAAAAACCAGUGUCUCCGAAUACUUAUACUUGCUGUUUUGUUCGCAGUAUUUGUGGCAAGCGCUGUGGGAUUUUUCAUUAUGUGGUGUACCAACAUGUACAAUAAUUCCUUACUAGAGAAUUUAAUACUUAGGCCAAAUUCUACGGCAGCAGACUGGUGGGUUAGGCCACCAGUAUAUCCUUUACUUAAGGUGCACGUUUUUAACUACACCAAUGCUGAGCAAUUUCUUGCCGGGAACGAUUCCAAACUAACUGUGGAAGACUUAGGCCCGUUCGUCUACAAAGAGACGGCUGAAAAGGUGCAAGUAGUGCAUAACAACGAUGGAACUAUUUCGUAUCGGGAGCACCGCUACAUACAGUACUUGCCGGAGGAGUCCAAAGGAAAACCGUACGACCAGGUCGUGGUACCGGACGUAGUGUUUCUUACGGCUGUCUCCAAGAAACGGUUGGAGGGCGCGUUCAAGCAAUUCACGUUCAACGUUGCUGCCAGUUCGGCAGGUUCGAGGGCAUUCACAAAGAAACCAGUCGAGUCCUUACUCUGGGGAUACAAGGACGAUUUGCUGGACAUGGCUAAGUCCAUGUUCGAUUCCGACAUUUCUCCCACGUUUGGAAUGCUCAUGACGCGAAAUGGGACCAGUGCCGAGAACUUUACUAUCUACUCGGGAGUAAACAGUCUGCGUGAGCUGGCCCUCAUGAAGCAAAUGGACGGGAAGCCACGGUUUGACUUAUGGCAUACCGACGAGUGCGAUAACGUGGGAGGCACCGAUGGGUCGCAGUUCCCCCCACACCUGAUGGACCGCAAGCAGCCGCUGCAUGUGUUCAUUAAGUCCCUCUGUCGAAAGUUUCCUCUCGCCUACGACAGUGAGGUGACGGCUCUAGACGGCAUUCCGGCGUGGCGCUACAAGAUACCGAACAAUGUAUUCUCGCAUCCCGACGAACACCUGCCAAAUCAUUGCUUCUGCCAUCUUGAGUCGGGAUCGUGCCCCCCCAGUGGCCUGUUCAACAUCUCCGGCUGCUCGAUGGGAGCGCCCAUUUUCGCCUCGUUUCCGCAUUUCUACACCGGCGAUCCUCAGCUGAUCAACUCAAUCAACGGCAUCAAGCCAGAACAGGAACUGCACGAAACGUACGCCGACAUCCACCCACGGUUGGCUUUCCCGAUCGACGGAGCUUCCCGCUUCCAGAUCAACAUACAGGUGCAGAAAGCAUCGAUGGUUUCAGGGCUGGAAAAGUUCGCUGAAGGGCAGUACCUGCCGGUGAUCUGGCUAGAGGUCGUUCCUGGCGUGAUCUCGGAUGAGCUACGAGAAAUGAUCUACCACAGCACGUACAGUGCCAACGCCAUCCAGAUGUCGCUCCGCGUCGUUACGCUAGUAUUUGUCGUCCUCUCCUUGGUGCUGCUGAUCGCGAAGUGCUACUAUGGUACAAGGAGCUUAGAGAAGAAAUAGACAAACCGACGAUCAGCAAACAGCUUCGCCAGGCUCGACGACAAAGGCACGAUCAUCGCUUCAUAGCAGGAAAGCUUCGCCUUGAAUGCUUCCUUGCAGCCCUGCAACACGAAUACUCACGACUGAUGGACAUUGCCAGGACAAGCUGGCAAUGCUCUACCAUUCACCGUGCCUUCCCGUAGCAGCAUAGGUUUGGUGCGUUCAACACGCGCACAUUGUUUGAACAUAGAGAUAGCAGGUUGUUUCAUAUGCAGCUACCAGCGGCUCGUUAGACGAUUGCAUUUUUUUUUCUUCUUAGAUCGGGCGUUGUUCCCACAAUCCCAUUACCAGUUAUUCUCGUGCGUUA